Messenger RNA from Quercus robur (English oak), 2883 nucleotides. RefSeq names its product linoleate 9S-lipoxygenase-like. The record is from RefSeq and is a predicted model, not a curated record. Gene Ontology annotation, molecular function: protein binding; metal ion binding; oxidoreductase activity, acting on single donors with incorporation of molecular oxygen, incorporation of two atoms of oxygen. Gene Ontology annotation, biological process: lipid oxidation. The transcript has 9 exons. NCBI's taxonomy places the organism in Eukaryota, Viridiplantae, Streptophyta, Magnoliopsida, Fagales, Fagaceae. Bases 202 to 2763 code for a protein of 853 amino acids.
AAUCUUUGGCAUUUUGGGAUAAACCACACACGCAAGAAUGGUAUAGAUUCAAAUGCAUAGCCAAAAAACAAAGUUAAGAAUAUGUUUUACUUUUCCAUGCAGUCAUUCCUCACAUCACAAAUUCUUCCAGAGUUAAUACAAAAACUCAUACUGAGAGAGACACCCCAACUAGAAAGAUUGUGUUAAACCAGGUAAAACAACAUGGCAAGCAAAGGCUUAUUAUGUUCUUGUUUACAAGAUUAUUUGAGUGCUAUUAGAGGCAAAGUUCCUGGUGAGUCAAGUGGAAAAACUAAAUCUUCGACUACCAUCAUCAAGGGGGAAGUUGUUAUCAUCCGUCAUGGGGAAUCGGAUCCUGAAAAAUCAGUUUUCGUUCAGAUCUGUAGUUGCACUGAGGACAAGCCAGGAUCUGGCAAAGGGAAGUUGAGUGAACAGAGGAGGCUCAAAGGUGGAAAGAGCUACGAUUUUAAUGGCAUGAAAGCCACAAAAUACACAAUUAAGUUCCGGGUUGAGCUAGAUUUUGGAAUUCCGGGAGCUUUAGUCAUUAAAAGCCAACAUAAGCAAAAAUUCUUCCUUCAGUCUGCAACUCUCCAAACUUUGCAUCCGAUCCACUUCCACUGCAACUCUUGGAUAUACCCUUUCCAACUGACCAAAGCUGAUCGAGUUUUCUUCUCAAACACAAGUCAUCUUCCAAACCAAACACCAGGUGGCCUAAGAGAUUGGAGGCAGGAGGAACUUAAAAGCUUGAGGGGCAAUAAAAGUGGAGAGAGGAAGGAAUGGGACCGAAUCUACGACUAUGACUUUUACAAUGAUCUGGGCAAUCCUGAUAAAGGUCGAGAAUAUGUGAGACCUGUCUUGGGUGGGUCUAGAUCACAUCCAUAUCCUCGUCGAGGAAGAACAGGUCGUCCUCCUAGCAAAGCAGAUCCUUUAACCGAGAGCCGGCCAGAAAAAAUCAACUUAGACAUAUACGUUCCUCCGGAUGAGCGGUUCAGCCCAAAGAAACUAUCUGAGUUUAUAUCAAAUUCAAUCCAGGCUACCGUACAUUUGCUUAUCCCUGAAGCAAAAUUACUGUUCAAACAAGAUUCUGGUAGUUUUCGUUCAUUUGAAGAGACAAGUAGCUUUUUUUCCAGCAAUAAAAACCAAGUGGUGGAGGGACAGGUUAAAGAGACAUUGAAGAAUAUGGUACCAGAAAAGCUUUUCAAAGAAGUAAUUCAUGCAAGCAAUCAAAACCCAGUAAAAUUUCCAUUGCCUCAAAUUAUUGCAGAAAAUGAAUUGGCAUGGAUGGAUGACGAAGAGUUUGGGCGACAAAUGAUUGCGGGAAUUAAUCCAGCAAAAAUCCAGUGCUUGGAGGUGUUUCCACCACAGAGCAAAAAUGGAGUGAGGAGUUCAAUAAUGGAGUCAGACAUAAAGAACAACCUCGAUGGCCUGAGUCUUACUGAGGCAAUGAACGGAUGGAAGAUACUCAUCCUGGAUCAUCAUGACUACCUGAUGCCAUUUUUAAACAGAAUAAACACAAAGGGUGUUUGUGCCUAUGCAUCUCGUACACUACUGUUCCGAAGAAGUGAUGACACACUAAAGCCAAUAGCAAUAGAACUUAGCUUGCCUGGCUCCUCUUAUGCCAGUGAAAUUAAUAUGGUGAUUCUUCCAGCAAGUCAUGGCAACGAAGCAGCAUUGUGGCAACUUGCUAAAACUCAUGUUGUAGCUAAUGACUCUGUUCAUCAUCAACUAAUCAGCCAUUGGUUACAAACCCAUGCAGUACUUGAACCCUUCAUCAUUGCCACUAGGAGGCAAUUGAGUGUGAUGCAUCCAAUCCACCGAUUACUAGAUCCUCAUUUCAAAGACACCAUGCACAUAAAUGCAUUGGCUCGGAGUAUCCUCAUUAACUCUGGAGGAGUCCUUGAGAAAAUAUUGCUGUCUGGUGAAAUCUCCAUGGAGCUGUCUUCUGAAGUUUACAAGGAGUGGAGAUUUGAUCAGCAGGGCCUUCCCGAUGAUCUAAUCAAGAGAGGCAUGGCCAUAAAAGAUUCAAAUCCCACUGGAGUUCGGCUCCUCUUUGAGGACUAUCCCUAUGGAGCAGAUGGAAUUGAGAUAUGGACCGCCAUCAAGACCUGGGUCACAGAUUUUUGCUCAAUCUUCUAUAAAGAUGAUAAUUCUGUCAAGUCUGACAUAGAACUCCAAGCAUGGUGGUCAGAAAUAAAAAAUAUCGGUCACGGUGAUAAGCGUAAUGAGACAUGGUGGUACAAAAUGAAAGAAUUUUCAGAACUAACACAGGCUUUGACAACUCUCAUAUGGAUUGCAUCUGCCCUCCAUGCUUCAGUGAACUUUGGGCAAUAUGCAUAUGCUGGUUACCCUCUGAACCGUCCCACACUAUGUCGAAAGUUUAUUCCAAAGGAAGGAUCUAUUGAAUAUGCCGAGUUCCUUGAGGAUCCAGACAAAUACUAUUUUAAGAUGUUGCCUGAAAGAUUUGAGAUGAGCCUUGCUGUAGCAUUAGUAGAGGUCCUCUCUCAGCACACAUCAGACGAAGUGUACUUGGGUCAGAGGCCAUCAGAGUGGACAGACAAUGAGGAGGUUAAGCAUAAAUUUGACAAGUUCAAUGCUGAACUUCAAAAGAUAGAGAGAAAAAUCAUGGAGAGGAAUAACGAUCCCAGGCUUAAGAACAGAUGCGGUCCUGUGAAGAUUCCAUACAAACUUUUGUAUCCUGACACAUCCAAUAAUGGACCCAAAGAGGGUAUAACGGGAAAGGGAAUCCCUAACAGUAUAUCUAUUUGAAAUGUUUUCAGACAUUAUACCAUAUCGACUCAAAGAGCAUUACCUUGCAAAAGAUCCUUUCUUAUUUAUUUUAAUAAGUAGAUUACCUUAAUACCAUGAACUUGCUUGGUAAAGCUAAUA